Molecule: messenger RNA, 2043 nt
Organism: Effrenium voratum
Lineage: Eukaryota; Dinophyceae; Suessiales; Symbiodiniaceae
Source: the annotation of a GenBank genome assembly
GGGUUCUUUCCACCUGGCCGGGCUUCGGUUAGCCGCUUCGCCGUCCGCGCAAUGGCGGCGCGGACGUCAUGGAAGAGCCGAAGGUGGGCAGCGCCGGGCCGCGGCGGGACCGGCGGUCCCGGCUCAGUGUGGUGCAAGCGGAGGCGCUGCGGUCCAGCCGCGCGGUGCUGGAGCAGCGCCAGCAUGGUGAAGGACCAGAGAAGGACCCCGAGGCUGAGGACGCGUCCGGCGCCGAAACGGGCGGCCACGCCAAGCUGCUCUUGGAGCUGGCGGCCGCCAAGGAUGCACUGAAAGCAGCGCAGGAACAGCUGCCCCAGGUGGAAGCGGAAAACGGCUCGAGCGCGGCAAGCGAGCUUGCGCUGGCGGCACUGAAGCAGGAGCUGACGGAGGCACGGAACAAGCAGGCGGAGUCCCGGGAGGAAGCCGCGCGGGCAGAGAAAAGCACGGCUGAGUGGCGCGCGGAGCAUGCCGAGCUUGCUGGGGAUGCGAAGAAACACAAGGACGAGCUUCAAGAAGCCACCACUGCCAGAGACAAGCUCCAGGAAGAGAUGAACACAGAAGCUGAGGAGCUGAAAGAGGCACAUAGCUCGGGGGCAGAGGCGGCUUCAAAGAAUCUGGAGGAAUUGAAGGAGCAAGUUGCGCGGGCAGAGAAAAACACAGCUGAGUGGCGCGCGGAGCAUGCCGAGCUUGCUGGGGAUGCGAAGAAGCACAAAGACGAGCUCCAAGAAGCCAGCGCGGCCAGAGACAAGCUCCAGGAAGAGAUGAAGACAGCAGCGGAGGAGCUGAAAGAGGCACAGAGCUCGGGGGCAGAGGCGGCUUCAAAGAAUCUGGAGGAAGUGAAGGAGGAAGUUGCGCGGGCAGAGAAAAGCACGGCUGAGUGGCGCGCGGAGCAUGCCGAGCUUGCUGGGGAUGCGAAGAAGCACAAAGACGAGCUUCAAGACGCCACCGCGGCCAGAGACAAGCUCCAGGAAGAGAUGAAGACAUCAGCGGAGGAGCUGAAAGAGGCGCAGAGCUCGGGGACAGAGGCGGCUUCAAAGAAUGUGGAGGAAUUGAAGGAGGAAGUUGCGCGGGCAGAGAAAAGCACGGCAGAGUGGCGUGCGGAGCAUGCCGAGCUUGCUGGGGAUGUGAAGAAACACAAGGACGAGCUUCAAGAAGCCACCGCGGCCAGAGACAAGCUUCAGGAAAAGAUGAAGACGGAGGAGCGUGCGGAGCGCGCCAGCCUGGUGGCUCCCAGCGACGCGUGCAGCCGGCUUCGGCUCGACAGCGGGGAGUCUGAGCCUGGGCACGAGGUGCAGCAGCGAUUGCUUUUGCUGCACCAGACCGAGACGGAUCUGAGGAGGGCCCUGGCGGCUCACCGCUACGUGGUGCGGCACAUGGUGGCCGAGCAGCCGCCCAAUCCGCCGAAUCCGGCGGCGCAUGCGAAGCGGAGGGAGACCUCGGCGUCGGAGAGCGAAGGUGAGCCGAUUAGCAGCACGGUGCGGCGCUCGGUGCAGCCGAGCGGCCGGGACUGCCAGGACUUCCUCUUCAGCCGCGCGGCGUCCGCGGCGUCUUCCUCCGCGGCUUCCGCGAUGCCCGCCUCCGCUGUAGCCUGGCUGCGCGGGGAGCCGUCGGGCGGAUGACAAAUCCGGCGCACCACGCGGAGAACUCUGACGUGUCAGGCGGACAACUCUGUGCCAGCUGGAAAUGCUGAAGAUGCCACUCUCGGGAGAAUGAAAACAAGGUCGAGCGAGCCCUGCCGAACAACCAGAUGUGCGCGGACCGCGACCAGGAGCCCAAGUGGCUCUGGCUCCGGACUGGGAGAGAUGGGGCCAGACUCGCAACUUCUCGAUCUAGGCAGCGAGUUGGCGUUCGCGCGGUCGAUUCUUGCUGCGCAGCUGACGAGGCCUGCGGAGCUUUUGCAGAGGUGAAUGGCAACAGACGACCUUGCACGCCAACGCUGCGCGGAGGGCCGCAGACUGCGCCUGGUGUUACAGCACAAGCGCAGACUGCGCUUUCAGAGCCCAGAAUGGGCUUGACGGAACCUUGGCCUUGCCGGAAGCGGAG